Messenger RNA from Drosophila virilis, 13572 nucleotides. RefSeq names its product teneurin transmembrane protein Ten-m (gene Ten-m). Lineage: Eukaryota; Metazoa; Arthropoda; Insecta; Diptera; Drosophilidae. The record is from RefSeq and is a predicted model, not a curated record. Gene Ontology annotation, biological process: motor neuron axon guidance.
UAGUUUGAAAUCGUCGCUCGCUGAAUUCACUUCGCAUUUGAGCCGACCCGCACGCCACGCGGCCGUCGCGCAACAAACAAACGACCGUCGAAGUCGAACUCGACGCUCAAGUUGAAGCGUAAAGCAAAAGCAAACGCAAUCGAAAAUUACUACAGAAAUUUACCGCUUGCUCCGCAAUCGCACCUGUGUGUAUGUUUAAGUAAACGUCUUGUCCUGCCUGACUCGUGGUCUCCUUUUCGUUCUCCUUUUUGUUUGUCGCGUUUAUCGCGUGUGUCUUUCAAUUGAUUUCGUGCAACAGUAAAUUGGCCACAAAAAUUGCAAACCAAAAUCAAUUUUAAAUAUUGUGAAAUCUCUUCGAUCGUGUUGAUUCUUGUUGAUGAUUCGCUGCAGCAAACGCCGCCAGCAGAAGCAGGCAUAAGACAAGUGCCGACACAAGUGAGAAAGACAACCAAAAUGUGCGCAAAGUAAAGAGUAUCAAAAUAGAAGAAAUUAUUACAACGAAUAGAAAAAGCGUAACAAGAAAUUGAAGUUCAAAGUGAAUUGGAUAAAAUGUGCAAAGUGCAGUGAAAAAUUGUUGCUAGUCGCCGCAUCAAGCGUUAACAGUUCCCUGAGCGGACAGAGCGGACGGAGCUGACUUCCCUUUGGUCCCUUCUUUCGUUUCACUCUUCCUACUCUACUCAUUCUCGCCUUCUCGCCAUCUAUUUCGUCUGUCUGUACCGAGUGUCGGCUUUCUGGGCCCGCAAAAGCCGCCAAAAUUAAGUUCUCAAAGCAGAGCCAGCAUCACGCAUACCGUCACACGGACAGCCUCUACGACGGUGGCACCGACACCGACGACGACGAAUGUCCUUUGGAGUCGACCACAAUGAAUCCCUACGAGUUUGAGUCCACGCUCGACUGUCGCGACGCGGGCGGCGGCCCCUGCCCCGGCACCCUGCCCAUGACCGGCCGCCACACCGCCUCCGGCGUCCCGCUGCACAGCCAAACGCUCCAGCAUCAAAACCAACAGAAUUUACAAGCCGCCGCCGCCGCCGCCGCUGCCGCAGCCGCUGCCUCAGCCGCGGCCGCUGCCGCCGCUCAGCAGUCCUCGCACUACGAUUACGAGUAUCAGCAUUUGCCGAAUCGUCAACUGGAUAACGCAGCCAACGCAACGGCCCAGCGCACACACGGCAGACAAGGCUUUCUCCUGGAGGGAGUCACGCCAACAGCACCACCGGAUGUUCCGCCACGUAAUCCGACAAUGAGUCGCAUGAAUAAUGCUCGUUUAAUUGCCGGCGCUGUUGCUAACAAUCCCAAUGAUCUGGGCGUUGACUUUGAGCCAUCGUGUUUGGUGCGGACGCCAUCGGGCAACGUUUACAUUCCUAGUGGAAAUCUAAAUAUUAACAAGGGCUCACCUAUCGACUACAAGAGCGGAUCGGCCUGUUCCACACCCACAAAAGACACUCUCAAAGGGGGCUACGAUCGCAGCACGCAAGGCUGCAUGGGCCCGGUUCUGCCGCCAAGGAGCAUGAACGGAAUGCCCACCCAUCAUUACUCGGCGCCGAUGAACUUGCGCAAGGACUUAGCCGCACGCUGCUCGGCCAACUGGGCUAGCAUUGCCGCGUGCUCGGCGUUCGCUGUACUUUGUAUUCUGCUGAUCCUGCUGACCAGCACCGGCACCCUGCACUGGUCCCCGUCGGCACCCUGCACAGUUCUAGUCGGCAACGAGGCCGCCGAGGUCACGGCGGCCAAGAGCACCAACACGGAUUUAUCCAAGCUGCACAAUGCAUCGGUACGCGCGAAAAAUGGACAGGGCAUAGGAAUUGUACAGGGACAACCGGGUGGAGGCAUUGCAACGGCAACUGUCACGACGGCCACAUCAAACAGCGGGACGGCUCAAGGCUUGCAGUCGACAUCCACCUCGGCGGAGGCCACAUCUUCGGCAGCGGCAGCCACUGCAACGUCCUCCUCGCAAUCAUCGCUUGCGCCCUCGACUUCCCUAUCCUCAUCCUUAGCAAACGCCAAUAAUGGAGCAAGUAAAGGAGGCAUUGGAGCAGUGUCAACGUGGCUGUCUGUCAACAAGGAUGGCAACAAACGACGCCGUGGAAGAAGUUUAAUGGACUGGCAGCGGGGGCAGGAUCAUGAUGAUGAUGGCGAUGAUGAUGAUGUGGCUGCAGAAACUUUUAGCGACUUAAUUACAAAAGCAAGUGGAGUCCAUACACAAAAGUAUCUGACUUUGACAACGUCGCCAACCGCUCAAAACGUGGUAAAAUCCAUAAGCGAAUCUGCUAACAUACACCGGCCCAGGAAGGCAACUGUCAUCGCUUUGGACACCCAGCCAAGCAAUUACGAUAAAACUUUGCACAAAAUCGAUAGCAUAUUGAAUCUCGAGCAGGGCGAAGGGAACAGCUUUGUGGACGACAUCAGCGACUACGACUAUGAAGACGAUGCCGAAGAUGAGCAGAAGGAGACAACAGAGCGGACAGCGCCUAGGACUAGGCAACAAUUUGGCAAAUCAUUAAACGGCAAUUUGCGUAGAGCAGGUAAAACGCUUUCCAAACCCCAACGGAAGUUUAAGGAAGAGCUCCAACUCGAAGAAACCAGCGAUACCAUCACCAUCGAGUCAGAUACAGAGGCAAGCAGCGUUGCUUCUGUUAUUGAUGACUAUAAUCAAAAUGACAGCACCAUCAGACGUGGCAGCAGCAGCAGUAGGGAGGACUCAAUGCUGACAACGACGUCAGAAAGUGACAACGAUGACGUUGUUGAAAUCGACACCAUCAGCAGAGCCGGCACGGAAAAGAAUAAGGGGAUGUCCUCAACCGUCUCCAUUAUUGAAAAUGAUUUUCAAAUCAAACAGAACCUGAAGCAGAAACCUGCCGCUAAUGAUAACAAUAAUGAGAGUGAUUUGGCCGAUAACUAUGAGGAGAACAACAGCAAAGAACAGUCAGAGCCACCCCCACAUAGCAUAAAUCAAACAGUGUCCGACCUUAUGCUGAGCGACGCGGCACUCUUCGAUAAUGACGAUAUCGAUAUAGUCAAAUUAGACGAAGCGCCCACCUCCAAUAAGGUGAACCUGUACAAAACAGCUGUCGAGCAAACCAGAAUAAAGCCGCUUCAGUCACUGCCAGCUAGCGAAAAUGAGGUUCUUAAGGAGCAAGAUAAUGACAAUAUUUUACCAGCCCAUUUAACACCCCUAAAGCCAUAUGUCAGUGAGCGCUUUGAUCAGCCCAGUAAACGUAUAUUAGUCAAUCUGACGAUAGCCACAGACGACGGUAGUGAUUCCGUGUAUACGCUUCAUGUGGCGGUGCCGACUGGCGGCGGCACGCACAAUGUGGAGCAGGUGCUGACCCACGAAAAAAAGUCGCUAGAUGAGGACAAUAAUAUAGACAGCGUUGGCUCCUGUGUAUUCGAGCCACCACCACGCAUGCCCGACUGCCCCUGCAGCUGUCUAGACCCAUUGCCAACCAUUUUCACGAACAAGAACAACAACCCAGUUGACAUUGACUAUGCCAGUCCGACGACAGCGACACCGCAUGCAGAGGAAGCUACUAUAUUGGGUCACCAGCUUGAUUCGAGUGAUAGCGCGGAGGUGGAAGAUCCAUCAACUGCAUCAAGCACCGAUACUAACUUUCCUAGCACUGAUUUUGAUAACAGCAAUGCCGCUACCGAUACUAAUUCUGAUGUUCUUGGUGGUGAAAAUCUUGCAUGUCCCGAUGUUAUGCCUAUACUCAUACUGGAAGGUGCUCGCACGUUCCCAGCGCGAAGCUUCCCACCGGAUGGCACCACCUUUGGCCAGAUUACGUUGGGUCAAAAACUAACGAAGGAGAUACAACCGUACAGCUAUUGGAAUAUGCAAUUCUAUCAAUCGGAACCGGCCUAUGUCAAGUUUGACUAUACAAUUCCACGUGGCGCAUCCAUAGGCGUCUACGGGCGUCGUAAUGCCCUGCCCACUCACACUCAAUACCAUUUUAAAGAAGUCUUGAGUGGCUUCAGCGCUAGCACACGCACCGCCAGGGCCGCACACCUUUCCAUAACGCGAGAGGUGACACGUUAUAUGGAGCCAGGGCAUUGGUUCGUCUCGCUCUACAACGACGAUGGGGAUGCACAGGAAUUAACUUUCUAUGCAGCCAUAGCAGAGGACAUGACACAGAACUGCCCUAACGGCUGCUCUGGCAAUGGGCAAUGCUUGCUGGGCCAUUGCCAAUGCAAUCCCGGCUUUGGAGGCGACGAUUGCAGUGAGAGCGUUUGUCCAGUGCUGUGCUCCCAGCAUGGAGAGUACAUCAAUGGCGAGUGCAUUUGCAAUCCGGGCUGGAAGGGCAAGGAGUGCUCCCUGCGCCACGACGAGUGUGAGGUGGCCGAUUGCAAUGGUCAUGGGCACUGUGUUAGCGGCAAAUGUCAGUGCAUGCGCGGCUAUAAGGGCAAAUUUUGCGAAGAAGUGGACUGCCCACAUCCCAGUUGCUCUGGACAUGGCUUCUGCGCGGACGGCACCUGCAUCUGUAAAAAGGGCUGGAAGGGAACCGACUGCGCCACCAUGGACAAAGACGCACUCCAAUGUUUACCCGACUGCUCGGGUCACGGUAACUUUGAUCUGGACACCCAAACCUGCACAUGCGAGACCAAGUGGAGCGGUGAUGACUGUUCCAAGGAGCUGUGCGACCUCGACUGUGGCCAGCACGGACGUUGCGAGGGUGAUGCCUGCGCCUGCGACCCGGAAUGGGGUGGCGAUUACUGCAACACGAAGCUCUGCGACAGCCGCUGCAACGAGCACGGUCAGUGCAAGAAUGGAACCUGCCUUUGUGUAACUGGAUGGAAUGGCAAACAUUGCACAAUCGAAGGUUGUCCAAACAGCUGUGCUGGGCACGGACAGUGUCGGGUGAGCGGCGAGGGCCAAUGGGAAUGCCGCUGCUAUGAGGGCUGGGACGGACCUGAUUGUGGCAUAGCCUUGGAGUUAAACUGUGGCGAUAGCAAGGACAACGAUAAAGAUGGCCUGGUUGACUGUGAAGACCCCGAGUGCUGUGCCAGUCACGUCUGUAAGACCUCCCAGCUGUGUGUAUCAGCACCCAAGCCUAUUGAUGUUCUCCUAAGGAAACAGCCUCCGGCAAUUACAGCCUCAUUCUUUGAGCGCAUGAAGUUUCUGAUUGACGAGAGUAGUCUUCAGAACUAUGCUAAGUUGGAGACUUUUAACGAGAGCAUUUUUUGGAAUUAUUUCAAUGCAAGCCGUUCAGCAGUUAUCCGCGGACGCGUUGUCACCUCCCUGGGCAUGGGGCUGGUGGGCGUGCGCGUUUCCACAACUACUCUGUUGGAGGGUUUCACGCUCACUCGCGACGACGGGUGGUUUGAUCUGAUGGUCAAUGGCGGAGGAGCUGUGACCCUGCAAUUUGGACGCGCUCCGUUCCGACCGCAGUCACGCAUUGUGCAGGUUCCAUGGAACGAGGUCGUCAUUAUCGAUGUGAUGGUCAUGAGCAUGUCUGAAGAAAAGGGUCUGGCCACGACUACAACACACACUUGCUUCUCGCACGACUACGAUCAAAUGAAGCCGGUUGUAUUGGCCUCAUGGAAGCAUGGCUUCCAAGGCGCCUGUCCAGAUCGCAGUGCCAUACUGGCCGAGUCGCAGGUGAUCCAAGAGUCCCUGCAAAUACCUGGUACGGGCCUAAAUCUGGUAUAUCAUUCCUCCCGUGCUGCCGGCUAUUUAUCAACAAUCAAACUCCAACUGACGCCCGAUACGAUACCCGCUUCGCUUCAUCUUAUCCAUUUGCGAAUUACCAUCGAGGGCAUCCUAUUUGAGCGCGUUUUCGAAGCCGAUCCGGGCAUUAAAUUCACGUAUGCUUGGAACCGCUUGAACAUAUACAGGCAACGUGUCUAUGGCGUCACCACAGCCGUAGUUAAAGUGGGUUAUCAGUACACGGAUUGCAAGGACAUUGUAUGGGAUAUACAGACAACGAAACUCAGUGGUCAUGACAUGUCUAUCUCAGAGGUAGGCGGCUGGAAUCUGGAUAUCCAUCACCGUUACAACUUCCAUGAAGGAAUUCUUCAGAAGGGCGACGGCUCCAACAUCUAUCUGCGCAACAAGCCUCGCAUUAUUCUCACUACCAUGGGCGAUGGUCAUCAGCGCCCGCUGGAGUGCCAAGAUUGCGAUGGUUUGGCCAUGAAGCAGCGCCUGCUCGCCCCCGUUGCCCUAGCUGCCGCACCAGACGGCAGUCUGUUCGUUGGCGAUUUCAACUUUAUUCGCCGUAUAAUGACGGAUGGCAGUAUUCGCACGGUUGUCAAACUGAACGCCACACGUGUCUCCUAUCGCUAUCACAUGGCGCUGAGUCCGCUUGACGGUACUCUCUACGUAUCCGAUCCAGAAUCUCAUCAGAUAAUACGCGUACGCGACAUCAGUGACUACUCACAACCGGAACUGAACUGGGAAGCGGUUGUGGGUUCCGGGGAACGCUGCUUGCCCGGCGAUGAGGCUCAUUGUGGUGAUGGUGCCCUGGCUAAGGACGCAAAGCUGGCCUAUCCCAAAGGCAUUGCUAUCUCCAGCGACAACAUUCUUUACUUUGCUGACGGCACCAACAUCCGAAUGGUAGAUCGUGAUGGCAUCGUAAGCACACUGAUCGGCAACCACAUGCACAAGUCACACUGGAAGCCCAUUCCGUGUGAGGGCACACUCAAGCUGGAGGAAAUGCACUUGCGCUGGCCCACGGAACUGGCUGUGUCGCCAAUGGACAACACCCUCCACAUCAUUGACGACCACAUGAUUUUGCGAAUGACCCCCGACGGACGCGUCCGUGUUAUAUCUGGCCGGCCACUGCAUUGCCCUACAGCCACCACAGCCUUCGAUACAGACCUCGCCACUCAUGCGACUCUGGUUAUGCCGCAAUCUAUUGCUUUUGGCCCGCUGGGCGAGCUCUUUGUGGCAGAAAGCGACUCUCAACGCAUUAAUCGCGUGCGCGUUAUUGGCACGGACGGACGUAUCGCAUCGUUUGCGGGAGCCGAGUCGAAGUGCAAUUGCCUGGAGCGUGGAUGCGAUUGCUUCGAAGCUGAUCACUAUCUGGCGACAAGUGCUAAAUUUAAUACAAUUGCCGCCCUAUCUGUCACUCCCGAUGGACACGUACAUAUUGCCGACCAGGCUAACUACCGCAUACGCUCGGUCAUGUCCAGCAUCCCUGAGGCGAGCCCAUCGCGAGAGUAUGAGAUAUAUGCGCCAGAUAUGCAGGAGAUAUAUAUCUUUAACCGAUUCGGCCAACAUGUCUCUACUCGUAACAUUCUAACCGGUGAAACCACAUACGUCUUCACCUACAACGUGAACACAUCUAAUGGAAAGCUCAGCACCGUAACGGAUGCGGCGGGCAACAAGGUGUUCCUUUUGCGCGACUACACCUCUCAAGUGAAUUCAAUUGAGAAUACCAAGGGCCAGAAGUGCCGCCUCCGCAUGACUCGCAUGAAGAUGUUGCACGAAUUGAGCACACCAGACAACUACAAUGUCACCUACGAGUAUCACGGACCGACAGGAUUGCUAAAGACAAAGCUUGACUCUACAGGACGUUCCUAUGUGUAUAACUAUGAUGAAUUUGGACGUCUAACUUCAGCUGUUACACCGACUGGUAGAGUCAUUGAGCUCAACUUUGAUUUAAGUGUAAAGGGGGCUCAAGUGAAGGUCUCAGAGAACGCACAAAAGGAGAUAUCCAUGCUUAUACAGGGCUCCACGGUUAUUGUUAAGAACGGAGCCGCAGAAUCACGCACUUCUGUGGACAUGGAUGGUUCGACCACGAGCAUCACACCCUGGGGUCACAAUCUACAAAUGGAAGUUGUUCCCUACACAAUUUUGGCCGAGCAGAGCCCGCUACUGGGCGAGAGCUACCCAGUUCCAGCCAGGCAGCGCACGGAGAUUGCCGGAGAUCUGGCCAACCGGUUUGAGUGGCGCUACUUUGUGCGUCGCCAACAGCCUCUCCAGCAGGGCAAGCAAAACAAGGGAGCUUCGCGUCCGGUCACGGAAGUUGGACGUAAACUGCGUGUCAAUGGAGACAAUGUUCUAACUCUGGAAUACGAUCGUGAAACGCAGUCGGUUGUUGUAAUGGUCGAUGAUAAACAGGAGCUGCUCAAUGUGACCUACGACCGCACCUCGCGUCCAGUAAGUUUCCGCCCACAGUCGGGUGAUUACGCUGAUGUUGAUCUCGAGUAUGAUCGAUUUGGACGCUUGGUCAGCUGGAAAUGGGGAGUGCUGCAAGAGGCCUAUACAUUUGACCGCAAUGGACGCUUGAAUGAGAUUAAGUAUGGCGAUGGAUCAUCGAUGGUUUACACCUUUAAGGACAUGUUUGGCUCCCUACCCCUUAAAGUGACCACUCCGCGACGCUCAGACUACCUACUACAAUACGAUGAUGCGGGCGCACUACAAAGCUUGACAACUCCACGAGGUCACAUUCACUCCUUCUCGCUGCAGACGUCACUCGGCUUUUUCAAGUAUCAGUACUACUCGCCAAUUAAUCGUCAUCCCUUCGAAAUCCUAUACAACGAUGAGGGCCAGAUUCUGGCCAAAAUACAUCCACAUCAAUCCGGCAAAGUCGCUUUUGUGCAUGAUGCUGCAGGACGUCUGGAAACCAUUCUGGCAGGACUUUCGAGUACCCAUUAUACUUAUCAAGAAACUACUAGUCUGGUGAAGUCCGUUGAGGUACAGGAGCCAGGUUUCGAGUUGCGUCGCGAGUUCAAGUACCACGCAGGUAUCCUCAAGGACGAAAAACUGAGAUAUGGAUCAAAGAACUCACUGGCAGCAGCUCACUACAAAUACGCCUACGAUGGUAACGCUCGCCUGAGCGGCAUUGAGAUGGCUAUUGACGACAAGGAGCUGCCUACCACUCGCUACAAGUACAGCCAGAACCUGGGUCAGCUCGAAGUAGUGCAGGAUCUGAAGAUUACCCGCAACGCUUUUAAUCGUACCGUGAUUCAGGACUCGGCCAAACAGUUCUUUACCAUUGUGGACUAUGAUCAGCAUGGACGUGUUAAGAGCGUAUUAAUGAACAUCAAGAGCUUCGACGUGUUCCGCUUGGAACUCGAUUAUGAUCUUCGUAACCGCAUUAAGUCCCAAAAGACAACCUUCGGCAGGUCAACAGCCUUUGACAAGAUUAACUACAAUGCGGACGGGCACGUCAUUGAAGUUCUGGGUACCAACAACUGGAAGUAUCUUUACGACGAAAACGGCAACACCGUGGGUAUCGUCGAUCAGGGCGAGAAGAUAAACCUUGGCUACGAUAUUGGCGACAGAGUCAUCAAGGUGGGCGAUGUCGAAUUCAACAACUAUGAUGCACGCGGAUUUGUUGUGCGCCGAGGCGAGCAGAAGUACAGGUACAAUAACCGCGGUCAACUGAUCCACGCUUUUGAGCGAGACCGCUUCCAAAGCUGGUACUAUUACGACGACCGCAGCCGCCUUGUAGCCUGGCACGACAGCAAGGGCAAUGUCACACAGUACUACUAUGCAAACCCUAAGACUCCGAGGCUGGUCACUCAUGUGCACUUCCCCAAAUUAGGGAAGACCAUGAAGUUCUAUUAUGAUGAUCGGGACAUGCUGAUCGCACUUGAGCAUGCUGAGCAGCGAUACUAUGUGGCCACUGACCAAAAUGGCUCUCCACUAGCCUUCUUCGACAUGAACGGAGGCAUUGUGAAGGAGGUAAAGCGCACGCCUUUUGGGCGCACCAUCAAAGACACCAAGCCCGACUUCUUUGUGCCCAUCGAUUUCCAUGGCGGACUAAUCGAUCCCCAUACAAAACUGAUCUACACCGAGCAACGACAAUACGAUCCAACUGUGGGUCAGUGGAUGACGCCACUUUGGGAAACGCUGGCCACCGAAAUGUCCAAUCCCACCGACGUAUUUAUCUAUCGAUACCACAACAACGAUCCCAUCAACCGUAACAAGCCGCAGAACUACAUGAUCGACCUUGACGCCUGGCUGCAGCUCUUCGGAUACGAGCUGAACAAUAUGCAGAGCAACAGAUACACCAAGCUGUCUCAGUACACCCCACAGGCCACUAUCAAGUCGAAUACGCUUGCACCAGACUUUGGUGUUAUCUCCGGCCUGGAGUGCAUCGUCGAGAAGACCAACGAGAGGUUCAGCGACUUUGACUUCGCGCCAAAGCCACUGCUCAAAAUGGAGCCCAAGAUGCGAAACCUGCUGCCACGUGUGAGCUAUCGUCGGGCCGUCUUUGGCGAAGGCGUUCUGUUGUCGAGGAUCGGAGGACGCGCUCUAGUCAGCGUGGUGGAUGGCUCCAAUAGUGUGGUACAGGAUGUAGUUAGCUCGGUGUUCAACAACUCCUACUUCUUGGAUCUGCACUUUAGCAUACAUGAUCAGGACGUAUUUUACUUUGUCAAAGACAACGUACUGAAGCUGCGAGACGAUAACGAAGAGCUACGCCGCCUUGGCGGCAUGUUUAACAUAUCAACGCACGAAAUCAGCGAUCAUGGUGGCAGUGCUGCGAAAGAACUACGUCUGCAUGGGCCCGAGGCAGUAGUUAUCAUCAAGUACGGUGUGGAUCCCGAGCAGGAACGACAUCGCAUACUCAAGCAUGCGCACAAGCGCGCAGUCGAACGUGCCUGGGAGCUGGAGAAGCAGCUGGUCGCAGCUGGCUUCCAGGGCCGUGGCGACUGGACAGAAGAGGAAAAAGAGGAACUCAUACAGCACGGCGACGUUGAUGGCUGGAUCGGCAUUGACAUUCAUAGCAUACACAAGUACCCACAGCUGGCUGAUGACCCCGGUAACGUGGCCUUCCAACGCGAUGCCAAACGCAAGCGCCGCAAGACUGGCAGCAGCCACAGGUCCAGUUCCAAUCGACGACAGCAGAAAUAUGGGGAGCUGACUGCGUGAGUAGAGGAGGAUCUAGAGAGUGAAGCUAGCAAUGAAGCCAUGGAAGAGUAUGACGGGCCAGAGGACUACUUGAUAGCUGUGGAUAAAGCUGUCCGCAUGACAAACACCGAGGCAGCCGAAGAGCAGUUUUUGUAAUUACUUAGGUGAAAUAAAGCAGCGAUAAACGGUAAGCGAUAAGCGAUAAGCAUUAAGCACAACACACAAAACAAAAAAGAAAACAAAAAAACACGACACAGUUCAAUUUAACUCAUUAAUACAGACUUUAAUCGCGUUUAAAGUUUAAUAUUAGUAACCAGGCAAACCCGAACACUAACGAAAAACAAACCAGCAAUUCACGUAAAUUUCUAUAAAUGUACGUAUACAGAACAAAUAUAUGUAUGUAUGUUGAUGUUGAGUUUAGGGUAACAAUAGGGAUAUGUUUAGACCAUGUGCAACAUUAUAUGUAUAUUUUAUAAAUCUGGCAAAUCUAAUGCAAGGCGAGCACCUCCUUUCAAAGAGAGCCCGCCAGCUCGUACGACAUACGAGAGGCGUAUAAAGUGAACAUUCUUUCCUUCAGGCAUAUAGAUUUGUAGGAAAAAGGAGGGCUAGAAGAAAACAUAGAACUCUGUCGAAUUCCCUGAAGACAAACCACGUUUUUCUCGGUAUCCAAAAUUCCAAGGAGAACCGCCUUUUAGAUUCAGUCUACAGAAGUCUUAUUAGCCAGUUGCAUUCGAUGUCAGACAAGUAUUACACAAAAAAAAAAAAAAGGAAAACAAAAGAAACGAAAUAAAUUACGCAUAUUCGAAUAGGUAAUAUAUUAAUAUACAUAUAUCAUAAAUUAAUGUAAAAAGUUGAGAGUCCCCCGCAAAAGAAGAAAGUAAAAAACAAAAACAAAUACAGAUGCAAGUGUAGUAUUCCCUAGCCCAGCCCAUACUCGUAUGGUUAAAAGAACUUAAAAGCUGCUUCAUUUUAAUAAUGCUUUGUAUAUUGUACAUACACACACACACACACACACACUCUUACAUAUAUAAAAACACAUACAAUACUUAAAUAUGCUUUAACACUCAGCGCGCCAUUUUUGACUGUAUUUUUUUUUUGUAUUUUUUCAUUGAAACCCCUUGAUUUUAGGCAUACGUACGUAAAUCGUACGUAGUCGUGACAUCUUUUGACUCAUAUUUUAAGCAAAUGCUCGAAUUUACUCAAACGCAUAUACUUAAGUUUGACAGCCAAAAAUCAAAACACUUUUGGGUCAGCUACCCUUACCAAACAAACAAAAUACUUACAUACUCGAAUUCCUACAAACAAUUUAUUCUCCUAUCAUUUUCACUGAUUUUAUAAACCGAACCGUUGAAUUCAUUUCGAAGGCAAAAUGCAUUAAAACCUUUUACAAAUUGUGAUAUAUUUCUAAACAUUUCGUUUCACAACUGGAAAUGUUACAUAAAUGUUGAAUCGAAGUAAAGCAAUUCGAACCGAAACGUUUAAAACAGCAAAGUACUUUACUCAUUCGUGUGUUUUUAGUUUUUUUGUUUUGUUUUUUACGUAGUCUAUUAAGGUUUUAGUUUUUUAAAAUGCAAUAUUUAAUUUAAAAGUUUUGCCAUGUUAAUUUGUAAAAGCAAUGCAUUUUAUAAUGCCUUUAAUCCAAUGCUAGAUUAAGAUCGAUCCUAAAGAAUUUUUAUUAUUUUUUAAUUAUUGCAACCUUUAAAGCAUUUAAUUUUUUAACCAACCAAAUUUUAUAUUCUGUCUUUUAACUCGUCACUUUGCUAAAGUGUUUUUGUUUAUAAUUAUUCACAUUAUUAAACUAUUUAUAGCUGAAACUAAACUAUUGACUAUUGAGAUAUAAUUAAUCUAGCAAUAAACGUAAGAACGGAUACUUAAGUCUUGAACAUAAUAUAAAACACAACCAUAUGAGAUACACAUUGUAAUAUAUACACACUCAACUACACAUCGUUACUAAGGAUUAGGCUAAAGACGAAACUCAUAAGAUCGAAAUAUAGCACUUAACUAAUGUGAAAGUGAAAAAGGAGUUUAAAAUAAAACGUAGGAAUUAGCUAAAGUGUUAGUAAUUUUAUUAAAUAAAAUUAUAUAUAAUGCAGAACACAUUUAAUAAACAUUACAAAUAUUAAGUCUAAGCAACAAAUAAAACAAAAUACAUAUAAUAUAAUAACAAUAAAUGCAAACAAAACGUAACUCAUAUAUUGUAUACAUAAGUAUGUAUGUAUGCAUCGAUCGUGUCAUGCGAAAUGUUGUGUAAAGAAAAGCAUAAUGAAAACGUAAUUUUCAUGUUUUCCAAAACGAUUAAACAAAAACAAAAAAAAAAAAAUGAAAAACAAAAACUAUUUUACACAAAACGAAUUGUAAAGUAAAAUGCAGCAAGCGUAUAUAAAUGUAUAUGUAGUAAAAUUAAGCAGCAUUAUAUUAACCAAAAACCAAAAUGAAAUUAUUGAAAUCAGCUAAAACAAAAUAUUAAUUGUGACUGAGAGAACGAAGUGGAAAAUAACCAUCUACGUCUACUCAAUUGUGCUUAAAUUUACUAUGUAUGUAUCUUUUGUUCUUCAAAACGAAGUGUACAUUUUCCGAUAAACAAACAGGAACAAACACACACACACACACACACACACACACACACUCACACACACAAUUACAAUUCGUUAAGCUCAUGUUUAGAUUAUGUAUUCGUACAGACAAACUUAUAGCAGAGAAACGUUGAUAGAGCUAAAUGAUAACCCUUUGAUAAUAAAUAAAUUAUGAACAAUACUUGUAUUAAAUGUACGAAAUUGUCA